CUUUCCCUGUCGAGUUGAGGUUAUGGCACAAUUUACUGCACCAGACAGAAACCUAAGUAAGGGCACUACUACUACUACUACUCAUAAUAAUAAUAUUCCUAAUAAUAAUAUUAAUAGUGGAGCAGACAGAACUAAACACAGCAAGAGAGCGUGUGUUGCGUUUAUGGGACAUAAAAAAAUCAGGAAACAACAUUUUAACUGUGCAAGGACCAACAGGUGAGCGAUUUCUCCUAAUUUAGCGCAAUACCUUGCUUGAAAAGUAUUAUUAUAAUCGUAGUAUUUGUAUAAUUAUGUAUUGUCUGCCCUGGAUUUGAAGAAACACGCAUAAUACGUGAUGUAUUCCUGUUGAUAUUCAUACAAAUAAUCCAAACAUUGCAGUGUUUUUAAAUGAACACAAGAAACGCGCAUGUAUGAUUGAUUGUGUACUAACAAUAUUAGUGCAGCUUUUACGUAAGCAAUUUCCAUCUGCCUGUUGACUGUAAGUGAGCGCAGUCACGGUAAUAAUGAGCGAUUAAUAAGUAAUAAUAAGUUAUGGAAGACGGAAAUGACCACAAUUGUAAAGAGCCUUUUUGGUAAAUAAAGUUCGUUUAACUUCGUCUUCCGGCAACACUUUACGUCCGUUUAAUUUGUUUGUUUUUGAAUGCAUUGUGAUGCACUGUUGUCUCCUUGGACGUGGUUUCAGUAAUUGUUACAAUUGAAAUAAAAAAAAAAGACUUUAAAGGUGUUGGGUGAAGACUGAUGAUCAGCAGCGUGUGCGUGUGCGUGUGUGUGCGUGUGUGUGUUGCCACGUCUCGCAGACACAGCAGUGUCAUCAUUAGCCAAGGAAAAACAAAGAUGAUGCUCGGGGAAUUGGGAACAGGUCCUGCAUAUUUUGCCCCCAAUUACUUUCACUAGCAAGCAUAUCUUUCAAAAUUACAAUGAAAAAUCCUAAUUGGAUUAGAGUUUUGGUCCAUGUGGUGCUGAGACAAGGCCACCACGGACGUGGCCUGUUUGCAGCCAGUGGAUGUUAUAAUUCUAAUGGAACCAAUGCAGUCAAAGUCAAUAGGCUUUCUAAUUUAACUGCCCUUGAUGCUCUGUUGCAUAUUAUGCAAGGUUACUGUUGCCCGCAAGAGGAACCGAUACACCCUCUCUAAAAUAGCUGCGAGGAUCAUUUACACCAUUUGUUGUUAUACCAACGUUGCCUCUGGUAAAGCCAUAAAAGUCACACUACAGCUGAAUUUUGGAAGGCAUUGAGGACGUGCGUGGUUUUGCGUUUUGCGGCUGCCAGCCGGAUUAAGAUGUAAUUUGACUCAGCUCCUGGGGGAUGUGACCUGGCAAAUUAAUACUCACAUAAAGCAAGAUAAACAAGGAUUGGAUGAUAUUUGCAAUCUGGGGGUGCCAGGGUGGUAAUAGUAUAGUUUAUUUCAAACAUGUGUAAUGGUGUUUACACUUGCACAAUUCAACAUGUCUGAAAAGGAGCAGGAAGAAGCAAAGUUGAUUAAAUCUUACCCCUUCUCCGUGUCUAUUGGUGUUUGUACCAUGUCAUUUUCUAAGUGGGAGGGAAAACGGAUUAAAAUGUGUGAUAGCAAACUACAAUACAAACAAAGUGUUUGUAGCUUGCUCUAGCUGCUGGUUAAUGUAGGAAGCCUCGACGAUGCAUUAUUUAGGCAGCAGUCAACUCCGCAGAUGAGGUUCCUCGCAAAGGAGUGACCCGCCCUCGCCAAAGGCCCUCCGCUCUGGAUCCGGUCCUGUCGUUUCUUCUCGACGUGUCCCCGGGAUCAAUCAAAACUGUUUCUCCAACGCUUCUACCAGAAACUUAGACUGUUUUCCAAAGCAGACGCGGCCCAGCCCCCCCGGGCGGAAGCAAUGGGGAGCGUGCGGAGCCACCGCUACAGCAUCGUGUCCUCCGAGGAGGACGCCGUGAAGCUGGCCAACAUGGUCGUCCCCAACGGCUACGGCAACGGCGACGUCAAUAACAAGGCCGAGCACCGCCGCCAGAGCCGCUUCGUGCGCAAGGACGGCCACUGCAACGUCCAAUUUGUCAACAUGAGCGAGAAGGGCCAGCGCUACCUGGCAGAUAUCUUCACCACCUGCGUGGACAUCCGCUGGCGAUGGAUGCUGCUUAUCUUCUGCCUUUCCUUUCUGCUCUCGUGGUUGUUCUUCGGCUUGGUCUUCUGGCUGGUGGCGCUCUGCUACGGUGACCUAGAGAGCGACACGCAGAUGUGCGUCUCCAACGUGGACAGCUUCACUGCCGCCUUCUUAUUCUCAGUGGAGACGCAAACCACCAUCGGGUACGGAUACCGCUACGUGACAGAGGAGUGCCCCGUUGCCGUCUUCAUGGUGGUCUUCCAAAGCAUUGUGGGGUGCAUCAUCGACGCUUUCAUCAUCGGCGCGGUCAUGGCAAAGAUGGCCAAGCCCAAAAAGAGGAAUGAGACGCUGGUGUUUAGUCACUUUGCUACCGUGGCCAUGAGGGACAGCAAACUGUGCCUCAUGUGGCGUGUUGGGAACCUGAGGAAGAGCCACCUGGUGGAGGCCCAUGUCAGGGCGCAACUCCUCAAGUCUCGCACGACCGCGGAGGGCGAGUUCAUCCCACUGGACCAGGUUGACAUUGACGUGGGCUUCGACAGCGGCAUCGACAGAAUCUUCCUGGUGUCUCCCAUCACCAUUGUGCACGAGAUCGACGAGGACAGCCCCUUCUAUGAGAUGAACAAGCAGGAGCUGGAGACGUCCGAGUUUGAGAUUGUGGUGAUCCUGGAGGGCAUGGUGGAGGCCACGGCCAUGACCACGCAGUGUCGCAGCUCCUACGUGGCUAGCGAGAUCCUGUGGGGUCACCGCUUUGAACCGGUGCUCUUCGAGGAGAAGAACUACUACAAAGUGGACUACUCGCGCUUCGACAACACCUACGAGGUGUCCAGCACGCCGCACUGCAGCGCCAGGGAGCUUGCGGAGAAGAGGUCCAACGCCUCCAGCCUCAGAAACUCAUUUUGUUACGAGAACGAGGUGGCGCUGGAGAAAAUUGAGCUGGAGGAGGAACUGGAGGAGGGGGAGAGCGGAGCGACAAGGAGCAUCCAGGAGGGUCCGCUGGGAGACAAAAACACGGACGAGGGCUCAGACUCGGACCACAAUCUGGAUUCUUUGCCUUUGGAAUCAAGACCUUUGACUGCUGAAUCAGAAAUAUGACCACAGCCAUGGAAUGAUGUCUUUGAUAUGGAAACACAAACACUUACUGGCUGAUUCAGCAAUAAUCUCCUAGCAGAAGUUAACUGUACAACACAAAUGUCAAGUCUAUUUAUAUUCUAGUGCAAUAGUCCAAAUACCCUUCUUGAUAUGCAAUUUCAUUCCCACCUCUAGUGGCCUACAUGUCACACACGUUUGUGACUAAAAGUAAUAUGCAGUCGUGAAUACUGUAUAUACAGUACUACGUUAAGUACACGAUAUAUUUAAUACAACAGCUGUGUCAACAAUUAGGUCUUUAUGCUCCUUUUGACUGACAUUGUCAAAGUAUUGAUUUAAGUAUAUGUUUAUGAUUGAUUGUGCUUGUAGUUUGCAAUAUAAUGCAGUGCACUUCUACGCCACUGCAAACUACGAUAACACUCAUGAAAUGAUCCAGUAUGUCAAUCAAAUCUUAACAUUUUUAUUAGAUUUUUAUUGUAUUCAUUGACUUGUUUUCUUAUUUAUUUUACAAAGGCUCACAUUUUUGAUACAGCCCUUCUAUUGAACCCCGUUGCCCCAUUUGCACCGGAGCUGGUCUCUUCGCAAACUAGAUUUCAUAAUAGGAAAUGCAUCGGUCGGAAGAUCCCGGCAUCAUCUAAUGUGCAAUAACAGAAUGGCUGCUAAUGCUUUCAACUCUGUAGGAGCCAAAAAUGUAUUAUUUGUCUUCUUGACAGUAUGCAAUGGCGUACCGUGGCGUUAUUCCUUAUAGAUGAGCAUGAGAGCGUCUGUGUGUGUUUUCCCGACUGUUACCACUGUCCCAAUAGCAAAAAGCCUAACAUGUACAUAUAUGUGGAAGAGGCAACGUCAAUAUCCCCUUCUAACAUCGAUGGGUGGGUGCGAUGCUGGACUGUUCUUAUGGAGGCCAGUGUUGGAUUAACCCCUUCAUGUCACCACUGUAAUCAUGAAUGGCCCUUUUGCUAUGUCUUAAAGGUCCCCUGUUAUGCAAAUUGACGUUUUGACGAUGUUCUAACAGUAAUAUGCGCUCCUCGAGCCCUUUUUUAAUGUGCAACGUGAGAAAAAUGUAUCAAUUCCCUUACUUGUUUGCUCCACUUUCAAAAGGAGAGAUGCUCAAACGGUUGCAGGCAGGCGUCACACAGCAAAUUGAGGAGUGUUAAUUUUUUGGUGUUGAUGAGAAUCUUGAAGUUGGAGUGUCAAUCUUACACUAUUUGGAGUUGAUCUAACACUGCAUUUUCUUAAAAAUGUUAAAUUUAACACUGGAUCAUGAAAGUGUUGUAGUUAAAAUGGAGUGUUGAAAAUGUUUAAAUCUUGUUAGUGUCACAAUAAAGACAUUCAACACUUCCACACUCCAUUUAACACCUAACAGUGUUCACGUGCCCACGGACAUUUCAUUUAGACUCCACCCCUCACUUCACGUUGCUGAUGGAAGAAGUUGACAAUUAGGAAUCAUUUUGCAUCAGUAGGUAAGUAAACGUUUAAAUACUGUAGAUGAACUAUGAAUGAAUUGUGUUGUACCUUGUUUACACAUAAAAAACGUUAGUUUUUGGUGUGAUAUUUAAGACUAAUAAACUGAGGCAGCUGUUUCCACCCAAAGCCUUUGCUAAUGUUAGCUCGUGUUUUUGCUAAGUUAUAUUUUCUAUUAAGUGUUGCUGUGAGCUGAAUCGGCACUGCCUGGGCAACAUUUGUCAAAGUAAGUGAACGCUACGUUAUAUCUUCAUUUUUAAUGAGCUAAUGGCUAACUAGCUAAUUGGCACGAGGAGCCCCCACACGUAGGCCUGCUGGCCCCCAGCAAAGGACUUGAUAUGCUGUACAAGAUACAAGAUAUCAAGGUUGGCAACUCUAAUUGUUACUUUAACUUAAAAAUAAUUGUCAGGCGUGUGUUGGAAGUGAACUACACAAAUUUUUUUUUAGAAUGAUGCAUCUUUAUUUUUCUUCUUGAUUCACAGCAAACCUUUCCUUGAGACUUACGUGAAUGUGAGGUGGAUGGAGAUGUGUAGACUCCACUAUCCCUUCACCCCAGUUAUCGCCAGUUGGUGGCGAGUCUCCACUCUUGCCGACUACAUCCCAUUCAUCAGGUUCGACAAUUUAUCCUUCAGCCCACAAGAGGAACCCAACAGAACCAAUGGAUCAGGAUGAAGCAUGACGGAAAGUCGGUGGUGUUUUGAGGGCCAAUCCGAAAGGUGAGGAAAUCUUCAAGGAGUGCAACAAGACUGAAACACUAACCGAUGCAAGGUGUAAACAGAUGGUGAACAUCCUGGCUGCAGAUAUGAUGGAGCUGCAUGGGAGGGUUCCGCCAUCAUGUGUGAUGAGAAAUUACGCCCUGAGAAUUGUGACUUGUUUUCCAUACCUAAAAGAUCCAUUCUCCAAACCUGGAUAUGAUGCUUAGCUUAGCGGCAGUGGCUCAAGAGGUAGAGCAGGUCGUCCAGAAAUCGUAAGGUUGGUUGAUCUUGCUCCCUCCACCCAGUCACUGUUGUGUCCUACACUUCUCCUGGCUCUCAAAGCCGUUCCAAGACUGUUUCUUCAUGAUGGUCCAAAAACCAGAGGAGAAUAUCUGUUAACUGGUCAACAGCUGUUUGGUGAGGAGUGCAGGGAGGGGCUAUCUACAAUAAGACAUUCAACUGAUGAAUCCGUGGUCAAAGAAGAUGAGAGCAACUUUCCAGUAUCGACAGAAUAUGAUCCAAGCACAAGAUGUAUCAUCGUCUGUUCUCAAUGUGUUCCCUCGCUUCCUUGAUGUUCCUGGAUUGAUUGACCAGGAUUUCUCAAUGAUGUUUGGUGAUGAAGUAUCUCAGAGGUUCCUGGCUAAGUGGUCAACUGUCUUCAAAGCAAAAGUCAUUGCAGACUUCAAGACUCUCCCGCAAAAGCAGAACAUUGAUGAGUUGCUGUCAGGAACUGAACCUCAACCUGAUGACAGCUGUGGGUGAGAAGUUACGGUAUAGAUUACCAUGUUGGUGUGUUCAAAUGUACUGGAUGUAGCUUUGAUCUACCUGUGUUCAAGAAGAUCUGUGAUAUAAUAAAACACAAAGAAUGUGCUUUCAUAAUAGCCUGUAAUGUAGAAACGAUGUACUAUGAGGACCUGUUUAACGCGUACUGCAUAGAAGACCAAAUGCUUGAGUUUUCUGUCAUGUGUUUAAAUGAACUGACUCAUUUCAGACCAUUUGACAAGCAGUGCUCUAAUGACAGUUGUCAAAGAGCAAACAUACUGUAGUGCCCUGCUGUUAUUUAAGCUACUGUCUGUUGGAAAUGAAAUGUUUUUGAAUAAAAUGUAUGAAGCAGUCAACUAGUCAUUUUUAAAAAAUGUUUAAAUUUUAUUUUGAAGUAGUAUAUUAACACUUUUAUAGUGUUAAUGUUGCAACUCCUUUUGAGAGUAAAAUGACACUAUAAGAGUCAAUAAAUGACUCUUAAGAGAAUUAAUUUGUGACACCUCACACUAGUGUUAAAAAAAUGCAACACCGGUUGGUGUCGAGGAGUGUUAAAUUUUAACUAUAUAAAUAGUUAAUAUUGACUCUACAAUGGUGUAAAAAUGGCUACACUUUCAAAAGUGUUAAAAUAACACUUUGUAGAGUGGACCCCAUGGGACACUUUGAAAGUGUUGAGAUUAACUCCUACAGUGUCAAUUUAGGCUUACUGAAUUUGCUGUGCACUACACAUCUUAAAGUCUUAAAUGUCCAACUAUCCGCCAGUCAACUACAGACUUCGCAGGUUUGAUCUUUUUUUUGUUCUUCAGCGACUGGGCUAACCUAGCAUGAUGUUGCUGUUAAAAUGUAAUGUUAGCACUGUAGCUCACAUAGCUAUGCUAGUGUUGCUAACGCUUGUGUCCUCCUGUCCCACUCCUUAAUGUUACGUUGUUGUAUCUGAUAUACUGUAUUGAAUCUAUUACGUUGGACAAGUGCGGAGUUACUUUGUAUGUAUAAAAAGUGGAUAGAGUGGCAAUAAUUCUGUUGAAGACAUGUUGAAGACACAGCUUAUUAGCAUUAAAGCUACAGGUACACAAAAUGGCAUGCUACUAAAAGCACUGUCAGUAUGAACACUACCAAUACACUAUAGCGGAACCUCUGAGGCUUAUUUAAAAUGGUUGAAGAAUUGUGUAAUAUGGGACCUUUAACACUUUCCAAUGAUUGAAUGUGGCAUUUAGGGGAAUCGGUUCAAAAGCUGUUGUCACUUUUCCCAUCUUAACGAAGGGUCGUCUUUCUUCCCAACUUCUUGCACCAAGCAAAAACUGUGUAAUUUUUUGAAAAACUAAUUUUGUUAAUUAUGAUGUACAGAUGUUGAAAACGGUUUUGUCUUGUUUUCCAAUAAAAAAAUCGUAAAAAUAAGGCUGUAUUUUUCCAUAGCAGUGUUUCUGAUGUCGCUCAAUGAAGUUGUCACUCUAAACUUAGAACAAAAAUACAUAAAUAUCUAUAUUUAUAAAUUACGAGGAUAUUUCAGACACAUUUUU
Molecule: messenger RNA, 7585 nt
Organism: Dunckerocampus dactyliophorus (ringed pipefish)
Lineage: Eukaryota; Metazoa; Chordata; Actinopteri; Syngnathiformes; Syngnathidae
Product: inward rectifier potassium channel 2-like
Exons: 7
Coding region: 1846-3159 (437 amino acids)
Biological process (GO): potassium ion import across plasma membrane; regulation of monoatomic ion transmembrane transport
Cellular component (GO): plasma membrane
Molecular function (GO): inward rectifier potassium channel activity
Source: RefSeq, a predicted model, not a curated record